AUGACAUUGGUUGGAAAUUUUUUGGGCUCAAGGCCAAAUAUUGAUAUUGUCAGGGCAUUUGCUAAACACAAAUGGGCGCUUAAAGGUCAAGUUGAGAUCACCACUAUGUCCAAAGGGGCGUUGUCUUUGGCCUUCUCUUGCAAGGAAGACAUGUCAAGAGUGCUCUGUGAUGGCCCUUGGCUGAUUGGUAAAUCAACACUAGCUUUGAAAAAAUGGGCACCUAAGAUGGACCUAAAUGAAUCUUGCUUUGUUCAAGCUCCAGUUUGGGUUAGACUGUCGGGCCUUCCCUUAGAGUUCUGGGUGGAAGAUGUGUUUAAAGGAAUUGCUAGCUCUUUCGGGGAACUCCUCUCUAUGGACCCUAUAACAAUGGCUAGAAGAAGACGGGCAGAUUUGAAAUCAUUUCUCGAGGUGUUAGGAGAAGUUGUGGCAGCAGGAGCAACUAGUUUUGUUGGCAGCCGAGAAGGAGGUAUAGUAAUCAUUGUAGGUUCACUUUACGUGCUGUAUGGGCAUUUUUAUCCCUCUCAAACAAAAGCAUUAGAAAAUCCUAUAGAUUUCGAGCUGGGCAUCAAGCUUUAUAGGGACAAAAAUAUUUCAGAUGCUUCCGUGAAGAAAUUUGUGAAGGAUGAGGAGGAGAAGGCUAAACUGGUGAAGGACAUCUAUACCUACUUCUCACCAAAAUUGAAUAUGCCUGGGGUCUCCAAGUCGGAAGAGGAUUUUGAUGACUCUGAUGAUGAGGAAGGCAAAGGCUAUGAAACAGAAGCUGAGACAAAGGAUGACCCCCAAAUUGUCGGGUCGAGCACAAAAAUAGAAAAAUAG
Cryptomeria japonica (Japanese cedar) is the source of this 816-nucleotide messenger RNA. RefSeq lists its product as uncharacterized. The record is from RefSeq and is a predicted model, not a curated record. Lineage: Eukaryota; Viridiplantae; Streptophyta; Pinopsida; Cupressales; Cupressaceae. The coding region runs from base 1 to 816 and encodes 271 amino acids. The transcript is spliced from 4 exons.